Morchella importuna is the source of this 4110-nucleotide messenger RNA. RefSeq lists its product as uncharacterized. The coding region runs from base 1 to 4110 and encodes 1369 amino acids. Lineage: Eukaryota; Fungi; Ascomycota; Pezizomycetes; Pezizales; Morchellaceae. The transcript is spliced from 9 exons. Gene Ontology annotation, molecular function: protein binding. The record is from RefSeq and is a predicted model, not a curated record.
AUGCAGCAUCUGAAACAAUUCACCAAUUGGUCUAUUCUAUGGAGCACGUCGAAACCACCACCCAAAACAGCGCUAGGAACUGUUAUCCACUAUAUUCCGAGUGAAGAUGAGGGAAGCGCUAUCGUAGAUAUCGUUGCUGUACACGGUCUCGGUUCGAAUCCUGACUGGGCUUGGCAGCACGAGGGAACUGGGGCUAUGUGGUUGAAAGAUUUCCUGCCCAGCUCGUUCCCGAAGGCGCGAAUUAUGGCCUUCAACCAUAACUCGGCGUGGAAUAUGAAUGCGCCAGCAAAGUCUGUAGAGAUCUGCGGGUCGCAACUGCUUGCGUCGCUGAAUACCCAGCGACAAUCGCCGGAGGAAGGGGAACGUCCUAUAAUAUUUAUUGGGCACAGCUUUGGUGGGAUAAUAAUCAAAAAAGCGCUCGUCACCGCCGGGCUAAGGAGUGAGGACCGUCGCUAUAAAUCCAUCAAUAAAUCCAUGAUCGGUGCAAUAUUUUUAGGGGUACCCCAUGAUGGUUCCCGUCUUAGCCUUGUGGGAAAAUUGAUGUCUUACGCCACAUACUGGUUAGGAUCAAGUACAGAACUGCUGGAAGCACUAAAGCCCGGAGAACGGUCCCUUAGGACGUUGGACGAUGAAUUUCACAGAGCCUAUAGAGGGCGAGACAUUGUCAAUUUCUUUGAGGUUAAGAUGACAGCGAUCGGGAGAUUCCCCCUACUCAUCGCGGUGGAUCAUCAUUCUAGUACUUCUGCCGGCAUUCCAAAUAUUGCUUUAGAGGCCGAUCAUGUCGGAAUGAACAAGUUUCACUCACCGCAAGACGAAAAUUACAAGCUUUUGGUUCAUGAAAUCCGAGGCAUGGUGGAAAAGAUAGAAAAAGCAACGGUUACUCCGGUUGAUGAGAGCGAAGUCUGUUUACGGUCUCUCGAUUGGGAAGGGUCAGGGAACCGCCAAGCUGCAAUAGAACCAGCCUACAAAGAAACACUUGGUUGGGUAGCAUCCAAUCCAGUUAUCUCUGAGUGGCUACAGCGCAAAUCGAGGAUCCUGUGGAUUUUAGGAAAGCCCGGCUCUGGGAAAUCAACACUAUCAAAGUUUCUUUUCGGGCUCCUGAAAAGAUCACAGGAUAAUCGGAAACCCGGCCAAGCAAUAUUAACCUUCUUCUUCAGCAAUCAGAGUAUACAUAACGAUUUCAAUAUAUCGGAUGAGGGCUGUCUUCGUUCUCUUCUAUUUCAACUCUUGCAGCAGGUACCGGAAUUGUUGGAAUAUAUUCUUCCCAAAUAUCAAAUGAAAAGAGCAGCAAAGGCACCAGUUGUAUGGCAUAUUGAGGAACUCAGAAGUCUUCUAAUCUCAAUGCUUGGGGAUUCUCGUUUUAGCUCGACUCGCAUCAUCAUAGAUGCUUUGGAUGAAUGUCAUGACCAUUAUAAAAUACCCCUCCUCGAUUUCAUAACUGGCGAUAUGGGCCGUCUCGAAUCCCUUCAGAUAAUCAUCACAACGCGAAUGCACCCAGAGUUUUGCAACUAUCUGGUCGGCUCUCCUCAACUCAAGCUAGAAGCGGAAAACAACAAAGAUAUAGAAAGCUAUCUUAGCUUCAGAUUGAAAAGCUUGAGCCGCAGUUUUUCGCUUAAGGAGUUGGACGCACUGGUAAAAUCAGCCACUCUCCAUGCACACGGAGUUUUUCUUUGGGCAGAGCAUAUUAUUCCGAUCUUGAAGGAACAGCCGCCCGAUAUUCCCAUCUCUGAGUUGGAAGAUUUUCUUCUUCGUAUGCCAAAACCUAUGCAAGAUAUGUACGACAGUAUAUUGCAGAAGUUGGAAUUGGCCCCAAUAGUGGAAUUCGAUGAAACCCGGAGAAUGCUCGAAUGGGUAUUGUUUGCAGAACGACCUCUGAAGUUAGACGAGUUCCGUUUUGCACUUGCCGUCGGCCUCUCUCCCGGUUUUACCUCGCUGGCUUCACUGGAUGAGGCCUCAUACCUUCCUUCGUUAUCUGAAAUGGAAGCACGGAUAAACAGGCUCAGCGGCGGUCUAUUAGAGGUCGGGUUACCCGAAGCGCCUACAGAGUCUACAGAGCCUACGUCCGGCUGGGAAUCUUUCAGCGCCCUGAAGUGGAAUAUAUUAUCAAAUUCCGGUACGACGCAAAACCAGAAGGAUGCGGGAAAGGAUGGUUCUGAAAACCAUGUUGUUCGUUUUAUGCAUCAAUCCGUGAAGGAAUUUCUUUUGGAGAGGAGAGUAUCCUCCGAGACAUGGAUAGAUCCUAAAAAGGCACAUAGGAAUCUUGCCAGCGUAUGCAUUGCUGCUGCGACUAGCCCCGACUUUCCAGACAAGCGCGAAAGAUCAUACUUCAGUAUAGGGCACAAAGAAAUACCAUUCCUCAAAUACGCGACGGAUAACUGGGAGAUACACGCUUCUUCGGCCGACGUGGAAGGAGAUCGACAGAUGGAAGCUUUUGGCUGGCCUGAGAGUCGCGCAUUCUCAGAGUGGUUCUCGGCGAGGAAUGUCCGCUUCGAUGAGAGGGAAUGGAUAAAAGGGUAUCCCGACGUUGCCUGCUUCCCAUUGACUAUUGCAAUGAGGUCUGGAUUGCUUUCAGACAUAGAGUUCUUUUUGGAGGCACCACUUUCCGACCUUGAUUAUUUUAUGUCUGCCUAUGCUGCCCAGUAUAGUCUAAAUAGUGAUAGGGAUAGAUAUCGGGAAGAAAUACUAGCAUAUUCCCUUGCAACCGCAGUGGCAAUAGGCUAUGAAAAGGCAGCUAGACAUCUUAUUGAGUGGGGUGCGGAUGUCAAUGCGGUCGUACCUUACACCCGUAUAAGGAUCCUUACAGCUGCUGCCGAAAAGGGACAGAACAAGAUGAUCAAACUCCUCGCCGAGAAAGGCACCCACUUCAAUUAUGCGCAGGGGAAUCCACUUUUAUCAGUUAUCAAAGCCAAACCCGAAAAUUUAGAGACUUUACAAUCUCUCAUCGAUCACGGCAUCGAUCUCAACGCCCGAGGCAUAAGUAUUCGAGAAGUUUCGGAGCAUGAUGUAGUGAAUCGCGCAAUACUGAGCGGGACAAAUGACGAGAUCUACGAUAGUCCGCUUCAGGCAGCUAUACAUGCUAUUUAUGAAGGCGGCAGCGAAAGUGUUGUAUCCCUACUGCUCAAAAACGGUGCAGAUGCUAGGGAUCAAUGUUUCUACCGACCAAACGUCGACUACAAACUCAGAGAAGCGACUCCCCUCCAUACCGCUACCUACUACAACUAUAUAGAAAUUAUGCAAAAUCUUAUUAAACUUGGGGAAGAUGUGAAUGUCAUUGCGGGCUUGUAUGGGACUCCGCUGCAUGUUGCGGCGUCUUUCGGCCAUGAGGAUGCAACGCAACUACUUCUGAAUAAUGGGGCGAAAUUUAUAACCGGAGUUGGGAUUUUUGGUACUCCUUUACAGGCAGCGGCCUUUGGCGGGCAUGCAGGGGUGGUUAGGCGGCUCCUCGAACUCCCAGAGACGGAUGUGAACGACCUUUCCGGGUGCUAUGGACAUGCACUACAUGGAGCAGCGAUCAGUGCCAAUAAGGACGUGAUGAGAGAUAUGUUAAAAUUGGACAAGCUUGCGAUAAUUCUCUGGAAUAUGCAUGGGGAGUUCUACAUGGAGGAGCGCUACAUGCAGUACUUUGACUGGGAGGCUUGGAUGGGGCACAGAUGGCCCCCGAAUAUUCAAUACACGGAUACGCCGGAGGAGCGAGAGAAGCUACGACACCCUCUUCUAGAGCGCGGUAAUAAAAUAUUUAAAGAUACCGAAGAACUCAUUACAGUACUCAUCAAUAGCACACGUUUUGUUGGCUACUUUGUGUAUCCCUUACGUCCCAUAGAGCAGAAUUCGCCAGCUAGCUUGAUUGACCCACCUCAGAGACCACGGCCGGGCUAUCAGCUUGCUGACUUUAAACCUCCCAUACCAACAUCCGUAGACAAAGAACCGGAUUUUAUCGGAAGAGCCUGGCGCCUACCGGAAUUCUUCUGGAGUGUUGUCGAUCGUCCGGUGAAAAAGUCUACCCAAUCAUCGGCCUCUCCAGGAGAAAACCCAAGCACGAGUAUCCGUGGCGGAGGCAACCUGCUGGAAGAAAAAUACAAACUUACCGAUGGUGUCUCGGAGGCAGUAUAG